Molecule: messenger RNA, 696 nt
Organism: Candida tropicalis MYA-3404
Lineage: Eukaryota; Fungi; Ascomycota; Pichiomycetes; Serinales; Debaryomycetaceae
Exons: 1
Coding region: 1-696 (231 amino acids)
Biological process (GO): protein phosphorylation
Molecular function (GO): protein kinase activity; protein binding; ATP binding
Source: RefSeq, a predicted model, not a curated record
AUGGAUUGUAUAGGCUAUUUAAAAAUUGAACCAAUAGAAAAGACCCAAAUUAAAGUAUCUAUAAACCAGAAACCGGGAAAACACAAAGCAAAUAAGAAAUCACUACCAGGGAAUCAUACUUUGAUACCUUUGCAACCAUUACAAGUAUUGACCAUUGGAAGAUCAUUCACAAAAAAUAUCCAUCUCAACAAUCCUACUGUGUCCAUGAAUCACGGUGUUAUAUGGUCUACCCAAUUCGAUGAAGACUCUGCACCAGUGGUAUAUCUUCACGACCAAUCCAGAAAUGCAAUACAACACAAUGGAAACGAAUUGGGUAGAGGAAAAAUAGCUAUUUUGAAUGACGAUGAUGUUAUUGAAAUCCAAAUGGCUGCUAAAAUUACAUUUAAAGCUAUUGCAGAUCACGCAUCAUCAAUUAACGAGGUUGAUCAACUGCUUGAAGAUUGGGAAAUCACAAAUAAGUUGAUCGGAAGUGGAUCAUUUGGAUCUGUUUUUCUUGCUAGAAAAACAAAUUCGUCACAACUUUUUGCCGUUAAAAUUAUUCAGAAAAACUACUCCUCUUAUUUUUCAGGUGGUUAUUUGACAUCUCAUGAAUCUGAAUUGUUAGCAAGAAUUAAACACGUACGUAAUUGUUUAACCACUUCCACCCACCUAGAUAAAUUUCAAUGGUUACUAACUUUUAUCUCUAGCCCAAUAUAA